Molecule: messenger RNA, 1308 nt
Organism: Sorex araneus (European shrew)
Lineage: Eukaryota; Metazoa; Chordata; Mammalia; Eulipotyphla; Soricidae
Gene: KRT17
Product: keratin 17
Exons: 8
Coding region: 4-1308 (434 amino acids)
Cellular component (GO): keratin filament
Molecular function (GO): structural molecule activity
Source: RefSeq, a predicted model, not a curated record
ACCAUGACCACCACCAUCCGCCAGUUCACCUCCUCCAGCUCCAUCAAGGGCUCCUCCGGCCUGGGGGGCGGCUCGUCCCGCACCUCCUGCCGGCUGUCUGGCAGCCUGGGUGCCGGCUCCUGCCGGCUGGGCUCGGCCAGCGGCCUGGGCAGCGGCUUUGGGGGCAGCAGCAGCUACUCCAGCUGCUACAGCUUUGGGUCUGGCGGGAGCUAUGGCAGCAGCUUCGGGGCUGUGGACGGGCUGCUGGCCGGCGGGGAGAAGGCCACCAUGCAGAACCUCAACGACCGCCUGGCCUCCUACCUGGACAAGGUGCGCGCCCUGGAGGAGGCCAACACGGAGCUGGAGGUGAAGAUCCGCGACUGGUACCAGAAGCAGGCCCCGGGCCCCGCCCGCGACUACAGCCACUACUACCACACCAUCGAGGAGCUCAAGAACAAGAUCCUCACGGCCAGUGUGGACAACGCUAGCAUCCUGCUCCAGAUUGACAACGCCCGGCUGGCGGCUGAUGACUUCCGCACCAAGUUCGAGACGGAGCAGGCCCUGCGCAUGAGCGUGGAGGCCGACACCAAUGGCCUGCGGCGGGUGCUGGACGAACUGACCCUGGCCAGGGCUGACCUGGAGAUGCAGAUCGAGAACCUGAAGGAGGAGCUGGCCUACCUGCGCAAGAACCACGAAGAGGAGAUGAGCUCUCUGCGAGGCCAGAUGGGUGGCGAGAUCAACGUGGAGAUGGACGCCGCACCCGGCAUCGACCUCAGCCGCAUCCUGUCUGAGAUGCGUGACCAGUAUGAGAAGAUGGCCGAGAAGAACCGCAAGGACGCCGAGGACUGGUUCUUCAGCAAGACGGAGGAGCUGAACCGCGAGGUGGCCACCAACAGCGAGCUGGUGCAGAGCGGCAAGAGCGAGAUCUCCGAGCUCCGGCGCACCGUGCAGGCCCUGGAGAUCGAGCUGCAGUCCCAGCUCAGCAUGAAAGCCUCCCUGGAGGGCAGCCUGGCGGAGACGGAGAACCGCUACUGCAUGCAGCUGUCCCAGAUCCAGGGGCUCAUCGGCAGCGUGGAGGAGCAGCUGGCCCAGCUGCGCUGCGAGAUGGAGCAGCAGAACCAGGAGUACAAGAUCCUGCUGGACGUGAAGACGCGGCUGGAGCAGGAGAUCGCCACCUACCGCCGCCUGCUGGAGGGCGAGGAUGCCCACCUGACUCAGUACAAACCCAAAGAACCCGUGACCACCCGCCAGGUGCGCACCAUCGUGGAGGAGGUCCAGGAUGGCAAGGUCAUCUCCUCCCGUGAGCAGGUGCACCAGACCACCCGUUGA